AUGAGCGUCAAGCUCGCCAGCGACUGCUGGGCCCGCUGGGAGACAGUCAUUCGACACAUUGCGGCCAACUACACCUUUCCCGCGUCGACCGAAGAUGGCCUCAACGUCUUCCUGCACAUGAACCCUGGCAGCGCCAGCACCUUCCGCGCCUCAUCCGGAGGCUACAAGUUCGUCAUCGACGUCACGCGCCGCGGCAAUCGCAUCAUAGACAUUGUCGCCAUCACCAUUACCGCGAAGCAGAAGCAAGAUCCGCGCUGCAAUGGCUACAUCAUCACGCGAGCAUGCGACAUCCACCCGAACGAGAGCGAAGAGGAGCUGCCCGGUGGCCCGGAGCUGCGAUGGAUCCAGGUCACCAGUGGCGGAGAGUGCUAUCGACAUUGUUGCGACAAGGAGUCCAAUGCGCUGGACAGAGCACACGCUAAGCCUCGGCUAUCCUGGGAGACGACCCGACUUAGAAUCAUUCAAAAGGCCUACGAGCAAGAGGUGCUGGCGCUUCAACGCAAGAACAAGAAGAAGACAAAGAAGAAUGCGACUCAAGAUGCUGGAUUUGAGGCCGAGGUACUUCGCCAAGAUGCUGAGAAGGAGAUUGAAGCCCUCCGACGACUGCUCGAGGAGGUGUCUGGUGAGCUCGAGAAGGAGAAGGAGUCUAGGAAGAAGUGGAAAGAUGCCGCACGCAAGAAGGCCAACGACAUUGAUGCUAUCGACUUGACGUCGGAGGACGAGAGCUCUACGCCGAAGCUGGAAAAGGAGAUCGCCUCGUUGAAGGAAGAAAACAGGUUACUGAAAGAGGAUAAGAGGUUGCUCCAAGAAGACAAGCAGCGCUCGGCCAAGUUGCUUCAAGCCGUGCAAGACAACAGCCGCAGAUCCAAUGGAGAGUUCGAGAAGCGCCUCCGAGACCUGAGAAAAGCAAACGACGAGCUUCAGGAAGGCCACCUUGCCGACAAGAAGAAUCUUCAGGCCCUCCAAAAUACCAACAUUGCCCUGAGAGACCGGGUCAAGCAUUUGGAGGAAAAGAACACAGAGGCCAGCAGCGACAACCUACAAGAGAUCAAAGAGAUGUCUACAGAGCUCAAGAUCCUGGAGAACAACAUUCAGAUCCUCAAGGCAAACCACACUCACGACAAGGAAGAGCUGUUAGCUGAGGUUGAACACCUCAAAGCUGACAACUCGAGACUCCAGAAUGCCAAGAAAAGUGUCGACCAAUAUGCCAACAGUCUCAAGGAAAAGCUCCAGACGUUCGAGAAGCAGCCAAAUCAUGCUAGUCAAACAAUCAAGAAGCUCGAGGAGGAUCUGCAGUUGAAGAAUGAUCAUAGCCGCAGGACCGAAGAGGCUCUGGAGGGCAAGCUGCGGGAAGCUCAGGCAAUCAACCGCAAGCAGGCGAUUGAAAUGAUUGGCAUGAGAAAGACGAUACGCGACAAGGACGAAUGCAUCACCCAACUCCAGCAACGCACACCCAAUGACUGCAAUAAUGCCAACUCCCAGCACCAACAACCGAUUAUGUUCUCGCAAUACCCAUCCGAGUUUGCGCUCUCCCGGGACCUCGAAGUCCAGCGCAACAACGCCCGCAGAGCAGAGAACCGGGCGGACAGACUUCAGCACGAGCUAGACAAUAUGAGCAUGCGACAUGACCGCGAUAACAGCAUCCGAGUGCAAGAGCUGUCUAAAAGGUGCGACGAGCACACCGCCGAGAUUGCCAACUUGACUUCCGAGUUGGAGGCGGCAAAGUGGAAGCUGAUGGAGUCAGAGGAGAACCUCUCGGACAAGACCUUGAAGGCCACGCUGGAAGUUCAAAACAUCAAGAGAGAGAUGCAGGAAUUGGAGAAGAAGUAUGCCGAGAAGGUCGCUGCGACGGCUAGCAUGGAGAGGCGGUUCCACGACAAGGAUGCCUACACUGAAAACUUGGAGACGAAGCUGGAGGAGUUGAGAGGCACGAUGGAGAAUGUGCUCGGCCAGGUCUCAGUGCACCAAGGUCGGAAGAGAUGUCGUACUGAGGGACCAGACUUUCAGUUGUGA
Molecule: messenger RNA, 2013 nt
Organism: Colletotrichum gloeosporioides
Lineage: Eukaryota; Fungi; Ascomycota; Sordariomycetes; Glomerellales; Glomerellaceae
Exons: 1
Coding region: 1-2013 (670 amino acids)
Source: RefSeq, a predicted model, not a curated record